CACGCGAGCGUUAACAUGGUGACGACGGCAAGCUGAUGUCAAAAAUGCUUUAGCCGAAAAGUGUCGUGGAGAUUAGCACAUUUCUGAAGAGCACGAGUGAAUAUAAGCGUUUUAAUUGAAAUCGGGAACGAACACGUUGCACCUGGCUGGGAUCUGAUUGCACUGUGCUGGCAGCAGUUCUGCGGAAGAACAGGUAUUAAUGGCAACUGCUGCCCUGAAGUUGGGCGAGCAGAAAGGCGAAAAAAUGGGUUUGCCAUGUGAAAAAGACACUGAUGACCAAUCGGCACAGAUUAACCUUGAGAGUAAAGGAGCGACUCAGGAUUCAGGACACACACCUAGCUCUGAGGGUCCCCCAGGCGUGGACCAGGAAAACCCAGUCAAUACAGAGGGAACCCAAAAGACGCAAGGACCGAAGGCAAAGACUCCCGCCAAAAGGAGAAGAAAGGAGAUCGUUCCACAGACUCCACCACAACAUGACAAUUCAGCAGCCUCUGAUACUUCUGAACUCACUUCUAGUGGUCGGCCCAAGAGGAGAGCUGCGAAAGUUGAGGCUGAAAAAUAUUUGCCCCAAGAGAAAGAAUCCGCUUCUUUUACCUUUACACGGGAAAGCAUCAAGGGACAGAUCAAACUGCAAACAGUGAAGAGGUUUGAAUCAUUGCCACAUCAUUCUGAGCGCUGGGAUGCUCUUUUCUUUGUGGGGGGUCCUGUGCGGUCCUUGGAAUGGUGCCCAUGUCCUGACGGGGCGGCCACAAGACAGUAUGCUGCCAUCUACUGCCACAAAGGCAUGGAUGACAAACACAAAAUCAACAAACUGCACACAGGCCCUGUCUUACUGCAGCUGUGGGAAAUCGGAGACCUUCAGUGCAAAAGCAGGCCCUCGACCACUCCUUAUCUAGCAUAUGCUUUGGCGAUAGAUGACGGAUGCAUCUGGAAUAUAAGGUGGUGUCCUGCGGGAGUGUGGGAACUGCCCUCUACCAGCAGAAAGGCUCCACAGAUGCCUAGAUUAGGUGUUUUAGCAGCAGCUUUCUCUAAUGGAAGCAUUGGUGUCUACAGUCUUCCACACCCAGAAGCCCUUGCAGCACACCAUCAGAGUAAAGGAGAAACCAGCCAAGCACCGCUGAUAUGCCGGGUGAAGAAGGUUCUGACUUUGGAGAUGGGCUCCAACCAGGCAGAUCAUAAAGGCCAAAGUGGUCUGUGCUUUGCUGUGGAUUGGCUCCACGUCAAACCACAUAACCUCUUGGCUGCUGGCUUAUAUGAUGGUCUGGUUGGUUUGUGGGAUCUUGCUAGUAAAUCUACACUACUGAAAGUCAGGUCUCCAGAUGGUGGUGUGUCUCUCUACCCUUACCACUGUUUCCAUGCUCACGAUGAGAACAUCCGGACCCUGUGCUGGUGCAGAGCCUCAAGUAAUUUGUUGGUGACAGUCGGAGAUGACCGCAUGGCUAAAAUGUGGGACGUGAGAAAAACCUACAUGCCUCUUUUGGCAGUAAAGCGCUGCUUGUCCCCUGAAGUGUACUGGCCCCUCUUUUGGAGCGGCAUCCUGAUGGCUCAAGAGUGUUGCUUUGCUACGUUUGGACAACAUGGAGUUCACUAUUUUGAUUCAGGUUACCUUGGAAUCAAGCCUUACUUUGUAUGUCCUAGAAAAGCCACUAUUUGGAGCCUUUCUUUGUCUGACUGGAUAAAUACUUUUGCCGUUGCGGACAAUGGAGGAGAUUGUUUAUUUAGUUUGCUUCCUGAAAUAGACGUCGACCCCAACACUAUCAGACGACGGAGAUAUUCAGUGUACAGGACUGACAUGGUCCAGUUUGAACCCGGUCAGAGGCCUGGAGAUGAGGAACAGGAGGAGGAGGAAGUGGAAAAUGCUGCAAGUAAUCCUAGGAAGGAGCCACUGAGCUACAAAGGAGCAAUCAGAAAAUACUAUCUCCACUUUCAUGACUUGGAUCUGGGGACCUAUGCUAAGAAUGAAAAUCGGCCCAUGAUGAAGCACCUGCACCAGCAUGAGGUCAAAGGUGUUGCUAAAGUGGACCAGAUGCCACUGAGCGUGCUCUACAAGGUCCGUUUUAACCCAAACAUGGAUGCAUACAACUGGAUCCUGUCAGGCGGGCAGUCGGGUUUGGUGCAUGUGAAUUGUGCACGUGGACUGAGCUGCUCCGUGAUGCUCAAGCAGUUGCGUGAAGCUCAAGCCCAGUUUAGCGCCAUGUUCCAGUCUCAGGAGCCCGAUGACUCUGCAACAGCUGUCCGUCACAGCACAGCGGAUACCGUACAAGUGCACUAGUCUCCACCCCCACACCCUCUCAGCUCUAUCCUGAAAUUGUCUGUGCUGUCAUAAUAGGCUGGGAGACUUUUAUGUUUAGAAGACUGAUGACACACUUUUUAUACUUAACUUAUAUUGAAAGAAGGAAAACUAUUUUGAUAAGCCUCUGCAUAUUCCUGUUUUUAUAUUUUUGUGCAUUUUGUUUUUAGUACUGUACAGAGAGGAAAACCUUUUGAACUUCUUUUCACCAUUGUGAAACUCAGACAGAAAGUCUGUUUGUGUUGUUUUUAAGUUUAGUAUCUCGACACGUUCUUCUUUCCAAAGUAUGUGUGGAGAAUGAAAUCCUCAGCACUUAUAUACCUGUGCCAUUUACAGGGAGCAUUAUUCUCUGUUUCCUCCUGUUCCAGUUCAGUGCUAUAUUAUGAUCAAACAUAUCCAUCUUGACAUUUAGUGAGAAAACAUUGGAUUGAAUCUUUGAUAUUUACUAGCCUGUUCUCUUAGCUAUCAUAUCAAGAUGUUUUUUUCCCCUUUAGCUCUAGCUUUCUUACCCUGAAUCUUCAUUUUAAAGGAAUAGUAACACAAAAAUUAAACAUCAUCAUGAUGUCGUUCCAAACCUUUAUGA
Sinocyclocheilus anshuiensis is the source of this 2873-nucleotide messenger RNA. RefSeq names its product general transcription factor 3C polypeptide 2-like. Gene Ontology annotation, cellular component: transcription factor TFIIIC complex. The coding region runs from base 200 to 2272 and encodes 690 amino acids. Gene Ontology annotation, molecular function: protein binding. Gene Ontology annotation, biological process: transcription by RNA polymerase III. The transcript is spliced from 16 exons. Lineage: Eukaryota; Metazoa; Chordata; Actinopteri; Cypriniformes; Cyprinidae. The record is from RefSeq and is a predicted model, not a curated record.